AUGGCUGUAAAUAAAGAUGAAAAUGUUAUCAAAUUUUAUGGAAUCAGUUUAGAUCCUGAAAAAGAGACGUACUACUUAGUGUUGCAAAAUGCUAAAGAUGGUGACUUGAGGACAUAUUUACGAAAUAAUUUCAAAAAUACCGAUUCAAAUUCUAUUGUUGGUGGAAUGAUUGCAUACAAUGAUCCUGAAUAUUUACGACAUGCAAUGAAAUAUGAAAGAAAUAAACUUUCAGAUAUAUAUAGUCUAGGAGUUUUUUUCUGGGAGUUAUCAAGUGGAAGACCUCCAUUUAAAGAUUUACCAAAUUAUAUUAACAUAUAUUCAAGUGAAUGGGGAAAUGAUCCAAAUCGAAGGUCUACUAUUAAAAAUAUUUCUGAUUCUCUCGAAAAUAUAAAUUUAGAAAAUAUAUAUAACGAUUCUGAUGACAAUCAAGAUAUUCAAUUAGAAGCUUAUAUUAAUAAUCAAUCUCAAACUUCAAUUGAUGUAUUCAGUAGUGAUUCAUUGUAUAUUGAUUCUUCAUUUACUACGUCAAAUUGGGGAGAAGCUAUAGAAUCAUCUAUUCAUCUACCCACUUCCUUAUCCGCUUCUCUAUUCAUUUCCCUCAAUUCUAAUGACGUGGCGAAAGGCAAUCAAAUUGUAAAUUAUAAUUAUAAUGAUUUUAGAAAUCUUAAAAAUAUAGGAAAAGGGGUUCACAGUGCAAUUCUAAUGGAUGGAAAGAGAACAGUGGCUUUAAAAUCUAUAUUUGUUGCUACUACGGAAUUAUUUGUCAACGAACAUCCAGAGAACAUUUUUCUCCAUGAAAAUACUAUUAAGAUUAAUGAUUUUGGUAUUUCCAAGCUUAGGACUGGGCUUUUGAUCGAUUCCAAUAAUACAAUAGAAUAUUCGGAUCCAAUUCUUCUCAAAAAGAUGGACAAAUCUAGCAAAACUAAAGCUUCUGACGUAUAUAGUAUUGGGAUUUUGCUUUGGGAAAUAUCAAGUGGAAAAAUUCCAUAUAAAUCUAAAUUUCAGGAUAAAUUAGAUUUGAUAAAUUAUAUUUCACAGGGGAAUAGAGAAGAUCCAAUAAUUGGAACACCACCAAAUUAUAUUAAUAUCUAUCAAGAUUGUUGGAAUCAAGACCCAAAUCAACGUCCAAAUAUCGGGAAAGGCGUACAAGAUCUCGAAUGUGUGGAUUUAGCAGCUUUAGGACCUUCUAAUAUCAAAGAUGCUGUAAAACCUUUCGUCUCUUUGAUAUCUUCUGCAACCAUCUUAAUUAUACAAAUCAACAAGGAUUAUUACGCUUUGCGGUAUAACAAGAAUGUUUACGAUCCAUUUAUAGAUCGUUUUGAUUCAGCAAUGACUGAUUUGCAUUUUUCAAUGGCUGUGAUGGAAGCUGGACCAAGAAGCUCUCGGUUCUCACCUUAUAAAGAUAAUUUUCAAAAUAAUGAUCCUGAUGAAGUUAUAUUAAUUCUAGAACACCUAACUAUAUUGAAAAAAUUACGAGAUUCACCCUACAUUAUCAGAUUUCAUGGUCUUUCCAUUAUAGAAAACUCAAACGUUAUGGUAUUUGAAUGGGUUGAUUUCGGUUCGCUCAGAGAAUUGUAUUGUGAAUAUGACAUUGCGUGGCAUGCAAAAGUACGAAUUGCUUUUGAUAUUUGUCGUGGCCUUACAUUUUUGCAUUCUUGUGACAUUCUUCAUCAUGAUAUUCGAUGUGAAAAUAUUAUGAUAACUGCGGUCUGGUACCAAAAAUCGCAAAAUUUAUUUAUUCCUGUAUGGCAACUCCACCGACAUGAUGCGUGUAACAGAUGUUAUACGUUGGGUGGCUCCCGAAAAAUUGCGUAUACUUUCAAAUGUGAGAUUUUCAGUUUUGGUAUAUUACUCUGGGAACUUGUUUACAAAAAGUUCCCAUACGAAGAUUUGGAUGCAUCGAAGAUUAGAGAACAUGUAUUAGCUGGCAACAGAGAAAAAAUCACAUGGAGAAAGGCUCCACCAGAUGUUGAAAAACUUCAAAAAAGCUGGGCGAAAAUCAUUGUCUGCAAUUCGAGCAUCUCUUCAAAAUAUUUUUAUAAAUUUGGAUCAACUAGUGAACGUGCAAAAGCUUGGGAAUGUUUUUUAGUACAUACAGAUUUAGGUAAUGUAACUAAUGUAACUGCAAAAUAUUGGAAAGGUAUUGCUUGUGGGAAGGAAUUGAAGUUGAGAAAGAUCGUGAAUAAGCUACUAGAUUGUUUAAAGAAGCAAGCUGGUGAAGAAAUCGCGGAUGCUCAAUUACGUUAUGCAUUUUCAUUACUCAAUAAUCUGCCAGAUAAAAAUAGAUUAUCUAUUCUUUUUUGUACAAAUGUUUCAGGUUCUCAUAAAUUUAAAUCACUUGUAAUUGGAAAGUCACUUAAUUUUCGUUACUUUAAAAAUUUUAACAAAUCAGCUCUUCCAGUUAUUUAUCAUGCUAAUUUUAAAGCAUGGAUAUUAGAAAAAGAAGAUUCUGAUGUUUCCAGUAAAGAUGAUUCAGAAACAACUUUAAAAAAUGGUAAAAAAACAAUUUCAGAAAAUGAUAAAGAAGAAAUUAAAAAUCUUCUUGAAAAUUUACUUGAAAAGAAUAAUACACAAGAUUAUUUUCAAUUAGUUAAUGAUAAUAUUACUACUGAAGAAAAUCUUACUGAAGAACAAAUUAUUAAUUUAAUACAAUCUGAAGAAAAUAAAGAAAAAAGUAAUAGUGAUGAUAAAGAAAUAUCUCCAGUGUUAAUUAAAGAUGUAGUUAAUGGGUUGAAAACUUUUAUUAAAUAUUUUGAACAACAAAAUGAUAAUUCUGAAUUUAAUAUUAAUAAUUUGAAAAUUUUUUGA
Diversispora eburnea is the source of this 2808-nucleotide messenger RNA. Lineage: Eukaryota; Fungi; Glomeromycota; Glomeromycetes; Diversisporales; Diversisporaceae. The record is from the annotation of a GenBank genome assembly.